Molecule: messenger RNA, 3321 nt
Organism: Bactrocera latifrons
Lineage: Eukaryota; Metazoa; Arthropoda; Insecta; Diptera; Tephritidae
Gene: nolo
Product: ADAMTS-like protein 1
Exons: 12
Coding region: 47-2902 (951 amino acids)
Biological process (GO): extracellular matrix organization
Cellular component (GO): extracellular matrix
Molecular function (GO): metalloendopeptidase activity
Source: RefSeq, a predicted model, not a curated record
UGAUACUUGGAACACYGCCUCCGAUUUGGAGAAUGAACUUGAAUGCAUGUUGCAGCAAAAGCGUGCCAAAAGCAGCAGCAGCAGCUCAUCAUCGUCGGGCAGCAAAGAUGGCCAAUGGUCCGGUUGGUCGGAAUGGUCGACCUGUUCACGUACCUGCGACGGCGGCAUUAUGCAACAAAUACGCCGCUGUUACAACACAAACGGCUGCAAGGGCGAAACCAUACGUUAUCGCAUCUGCAACAUGCAGCCAUGCCCCGAGCUGCAAGACUUUCGGGCGCAUCAGUGUGCCGCCUACAACGAUGUGCCCUACGACGGUACACUGUACACGUGGACGCCGCACUACGACUAUGUGGAGCCAUGCGCCCUAACAUGCAGAGGCCGUCCAGCUCAUUUACAUUUGGGCGACAGCGCAUCAUCCGAAGUGGUUGAGGAUCCCGAACACUAUGAUGAUCAUGUGAUCGUACAACUGUCGGCGAGCGUACAAGACGGCACACGCUGUCGAACGGGCAGUCUCGAUAUGUGCAUACAGGGUAAAUGCCAGCGCGUCGGCUGCGAUUUAAAAAUCGGUUCGACGAAGAAGAUCGACAGCUGUGGCGUUUGUGGCGGAGACAGCAGCACUUGUUCGCAGCCACUUUACUAUUGGGAGACAGCGCCAACAACACAAUGUUCGGUGACAUGUGGCGGAGGCUAUAAGAUGUCUCAACCGUUGUGUCGAAACCGUGUCACUGGCGUAGAAGUCGAGGACUCCAUGUGCGGUCCCCAACGGCCGGAACCGUCGGUGCUGCUYUGCAACACGCACACCUGCCCACCAAGGUGGAUCACUGAUGACUGGAGUCCAUGCAGUCGCCUCUGCGGACCUGGCUACCGCGAGCGCAUGGUGGUGUGUGCGGAGGAGAAUAAUGGCAUCAAGACAACGGUGCUGGAUGUGACGUGUCGAGCGCCAAAGCCAGCCACACAAGAACCGUGCAUGAUAGAGAAGUGCCCAACAUGGGAGGUGGAAGAAUGGACUGGAUGCUCGGUAACUUGUGGGCAGGGCUUGCAGAUGCGUGGAGUAGAAUGCAAAUCGGCCGAUGGCAGACACAGCGCCAAAUGCGACCCACUUACGAAGCCCGCAUCGGUGCAGCAAUGCUCAACAGGGGUUUCAUGUGACAACGGCGGCGGUACGAUUAUACUCGGCAGCAGCGGACCCCUCGCAUCGUCGGAUGAUGCGGAUGUCGAUGAGGACGAUGAAGAGGAUGACGACGACUCCGCGGAUGUAGAUGAUGUUGAGGAGGGCGCUGAUGAACCUAGUGAUGUUCGCAAUGGCGAUGCCGGCUUGGUGACAUAUCAUGAUGAGUCUGCACCACAGUACGCACAUCGCUCGGUCAGUCAUCUGCAUCAUGAAGAACCCCAGCAGCCACAUGCCGAGCGGCUUACUGGUGGUGGUGGUGGUUAUGAUUAUCGUGGUAAUUCGGAUACAGAGUCAGAGGUGCCUGCUGGUGACCCAAGCUUCGUCAAAGACAGCGAAUGGUCACCGUGCAGCGUUACCUGUGGUGAGGGCGUACGCCGACGAAUUUAUCGCUGCAAAAUCUUUCUCGAAUACUCGCGCACCAUCGCAACCGUGAACGAUUCACUAUGCGAAGGUGUCAAACCGCACGAUGAAGUAGAACGUUGUGUCCAGGAACCAUGUAUGCUGCCCUCACAUGCUUACGAUGAUCAAUAUCUACGCGACUCCAUUAAGGUGGGUGUAUCCGAACCCGGUAAAACAUAUGUAUGGCGAGAGCAAGGUUACACCUCGUGCAGCGCUAGCUGCUUGGGUGGCGUUGAAGAGUUGAUAAUAAAUUGUGUACGCGAAGAUAAUGGACGCGUGGUGUCACCAUUCCUAUGUACGCCCGAAACCAAACCUGAAGCACGAGUGCGUACUUGCAACGAUCGACCUUGCCCACCGCGCUGGAAUUACUCCGACUACACGCCCUGUUCGAAGUCAUGCGGCAUUGGCAUUAAGACACGCGAAGUUCAGUGCAUACACGAGGUGACGCGCGGUGGCGAGAAUACCAUGGUUGUGCCGAAUAGCAUGUGUCCACAACCGCCACCAGCCGAUCGCCAGUAUUGCAAUGUGCUCGACUGUCCGGUACGUUGGGAGGUAGGUGAAUGGUCGAAAUGUUCGCACACUUGCGGUUAUGGCAUCAAGGAACGUAAAGUGGAGUGUAAGCAGAUUAUGGCACAGGAGCAUAAAAUUGAGCGCCCCGAAUCGAUGUGUCCGAGCGCCAAACCGCCAGAUAAAAAACCUUGCAAUGUGAAACCCUGUCCCGUGGAGGAUCCCAAACCCGUCAUACAAGUUAGCAAUACAACGCAUAUACAACACGAUCCCAAAAAGGCGAAGAUCACGUUGAAAGUUGGUGGUGCCGGUGUGGUAUUCUUUGGCACACAAGUGAAAAUAAAAUGUCCCGUGAAACGCUAUAACCGUACUAAGAUAAAGUGGAGUAAGGAUCACAAACCCUUGGCACGUUCGCGUAAGUUUAAAGUCUCUAAGAAAGGUGCUCUACGCAUUUUGGAUAUAACAUUCCGUGAUGCUGGUGUAUAUUCCUGUCAUGCGGGGCACAGCUCUGCUGAGAUCACUAUUGAUGUGAAGGCGAAACCCGGGCAACAACCAGAAGAGCUGAAACUGCAGGAAUCAGAACGUCUUGUUCAUGAACGUGAAGGCACGGAAGCUUUAACCUCUGCCGAUAUGACCACGGCUGGAGAAAAUACGAAUAGCUCCCAAAACACGCGUCGUAAGCAGCAAGGAGCACGAGAAAGCAAUCGACGUAACAAAAAUGAUCAGGCACAAAACGUAGACGCUAGCAUCUUGGAGAAUGAGGUGAGUCAGCAAACAUCACUGAGUAUAUCUUGCAUAUUUACAAAUACUAUAUAUAAAAUAUAAGUGUGGACAUGCCAAAAUUGAAAGCACGAAAGCAAAUAACUUCAGUUUAGAACUAAAAAACGCAMAAAUAUAAGUCAUUCCGCACAAGCAACUGCGCGGUGUAGUUUUACUGCAGUGGGAGUGUUUGUGGCAAUACAGCAAAACUUCUGAGGUGUACUUAUGUGAUGUUCUUCAACAGUCGCUGGUUUUAUGUUCUGGGUCCUCUACAUUGAGAUUGGUCCGGCAAAAUGCUGGUCUUUAAAUGUUUGAUGAUUGCACACGCCUGACAGUUCUUUGUUCGAGUAUAUUGGAUUUACGGAUUGCUAUUAUGGACAACAAUGUUUAUCAACUUUACGUAAUUUGUUAGUUUUCCUCUUCGUUUGCUACAUUCUGCGUUACGAUUUCCUUGCUACAAAGAACACUUGCGCGGAAGCUGCAAA